Messenger RNA from Pteropus alecto (black flying fox), 770 nucleotides. It is a transcript of the gene TMEM52, whose product is annotated as transmembrane protein 52. The transcript is spliced from 5 exons. Lineage: Eukaryota; Metazoa; Chordata; Mammalia; Chiroptera; Pteropodidae. Bases 1 to 513 code for a protein of 170 amino acids. The record is from RefSeq and is a predicted model, not a curated record.
AUGUCUGCGGGGCCAUCGGCCUCCCGCGGGCUCCUGCAGCUGCUGCUGCCGCUCCUGCUGCUGCCGCAGGUGGCGCUGGGAUUCGCGGACGGCAGCUGCGACCCCUCCGACCAGUGCCCUCCCCAGGCCCGUUGGAGCAGCCUGUGGCACGUGGGGCUUAUCCUGCUGGCCGCCCUUUUGCUGCUGUUGUGUGGGGUCACGGCCAGCUGUGUCCGGUUCUGCUGCCUCCGGAAGCGGGCACACACCCAGCCACACCUGCCAUCGGCACCUCAGCUUUGCGACUUGACCAUCGUCCCUGUGGACAGUGACAGCCCUGCACACAGCACUGUGACCUCCUGCAGCUCCGUGCAGCACCUGGCCGGCAUGCGGCUGCCCCUGCCCUUUGUGGGGCUGGACCUUGACUCCGUGACCCCUCCUGCCUACAGCCUCUGCGCCCCUGAGCUGCCGCCCUCCUAUGACGAGGCUGUCAAGAUGGCCAAACCCAGACAGAAAGAGCCACCCCCCUCUCAAUAGUCUAGUCCCCUUGUGGGGCCUCAGGCUUAGAGACCCCUCCUGGACCCAUCGCUGCCAGCUGCAGCCCCGGUGCCCCUCGGAGGGGGUGCAUAGGCUCUCCUAAGCUCCCGAGGCCACCGGCCACCUCGUUCGUGCUCACAGACUCCCCAGUCCACCCUCACCAUCCUUCCCCCUGGGAAGACCAGACGUCCAGCACAUUGCUGCAGCCCUGGCCUCGUUGCUAUGUAACGCCAGGCAGCCCAACCGGCAGGCCCUGU